GCGGGAAGGUAGUGACACGUGUCAAUCAACCCCCUCCGGGGGGCGCGCGCUCCGGGGCUCGCGCCGAGGGCUCGCGCCCCUGCCUCGUGCCUGCGCCGCUCGUAUGUAAAUGAGGGCGCGUGACGCGGGACGCAGAUGGACAAGGGAAGAGAGAGAAUGGCCGCUGCCGCCGCCGCCGCCGCUGCCGCCGCCGCCGCCGCCGCUCAGUGCCGGAGCCCGCGGUGCGCGGCGGAGAGGAGGGGAUUCCGGCGGGAGCUCGACUCCUGGCGCCACCGCCUCAUGCACUGUGUAGGUUUUGAGAGUAUUUUAGAAGGGCUCUAUGGACCACGGCUACGAAGAGACCUCAGUUUAUUUGAAGACUGUGAACCAGAAGAGCUGACUGACUGGUCUAUGGAUGAAAAAUGUUCAUUUUGUAACCUACAGAGAGAAGCAGUCAGUGACUGCCUACCGUCUCUUGACUCCGCACAGUCCACCCCGACGGAGGAGCUCGCAUCUCAGGGCCAGCCCAACGCUGAAAAGAUUGAAUGCCAAGCAGAAAAUUACCUUAACGCACUCUUUCGAAAGAAAGAUCUUCCUCAGAACUGUGAUCCUAACAUUCCCUUAGUUGCUCAGGAAUUAAUGAAAAAGAUGAUACGUCAGUUUGCAAUUGAGUAUAUUUCAAAAAGUGGUAAAAUUCAAGAGAAUAGAAAUGGUUCAAUUGGACCAAGUCUAAUAUGUAAAAGUAUCCAAAUGAAUCAAGCAGAAAACUCUCUUCAGGAAGAGCAGGAAGGCCCCUUAGACCUCACUGUGAAUCGAAUGCAAGAACAAAGUACUCAGCAAGGGGAUGGAGUGUUAGAUCUCUCUACAAAGAAAACCAUCAUUAAAUCUGAAGAGUCAUCCAUAUGUGAUCCUUCUUCUGAAAAUUCAGUGGCUGGUUCAACUGUUGAUGCAAAAUCAGAGGAAGCUACUAAAAUGGAAAAAGAAAAAUCAGCAUUAAGCAAAGUUUUGGAAUCUUUGUGCAUUCAUCACCAGCAACAAAUUUUGACUAUGAUGAAAUUUCUAGUCCAAGAGCAGAAUGCUCCUUCUCUUUGCUGUUAUAAUACUUCAUUUACUGUGACUUCAGAAUCUCAGAAGCCCCCAAUUGAAGAUGAUUUGCCUGAUCUAUUCUGUAAUUGUGAAUAUAGGCUGGCAGAAAGGGGGUGUUUACGAAAUGAAAGACAAAGCCUUGGUUUUGUGCCUCUGCCAGUCUGUAUUAAAGAUUUACAUUGUUUCUCUUGCCAGACAGUAACUGUUGAAAACAUUAAGACCGUUGUAAAGGGAGGAAUUGCUAGCAGUUGUGAUUCCCACAGGUGCUGUUCUGGACUCUUACCAAGUGCUCCCUCUACAAAAUCAGCCACUCAUACUCCUCUUUUGAGGAGUGAAGUAUGUGAUGUUUCAGUUAGCCUUAAAGAUGUUUGUAGAUCUCGAAGUCCCUCUCCCCCACCAUUAUCACCAGUGCAGACUGAAGGAUUUGAAAAAUUGAAAGAUGUCACAGGACUUUCAGCCUUCGAAAAUAAUAGACCUGAAGCAAAUAUUAGCCAGCCUCCAUCUCUCACGCCAGCAGAAACAAGCAGUGACAAGUGUGAUCAGGAAGGUACAGUACGAAGUACAGUCAAAUCCAGUAACUCAGAUUCUUUGCUCUUGGAGGAUAAUAAUAAAUAUUCUACAAACCAGGAAGAUGGUGAGACUUCUAUAAUUUUUCAAGAUUUAAUGGAUCGUAUUAAUGAAAAGUUAAAAUCAAUAGAAACUACAGUAGAUCUGGAAAACCACGUGAAGUUCUCUAGCAGUGAUUGUAAUACAGAUAAUGAUUUAAAGUUGAGAGAUUUAAUAGCCUCUCUCUUGCAUAAUGCAACGGCCAGUGAUUACAGUUUUAUGGAAUUACUAAGUCAACAUGAUAAAAAGGGAGAUGAUAAAAUUAUUCAGACAAGAUUUCGAAAGCGUCAAGAAGCCUUAUUUGCAAUGCACAGCUCUCCUGAUUCACCCAUGUUUAGAAGGCAGUCUUUACAGAUUAAAAGACAACUUGCUAGUUUUGAUGAGCAUUUUAUAAGGAAAAAACACACUGAAAAAAUUUCAAGGAAACUGAUGCACACUGAUAAGGUAUUCUCAACGGACAAAGAAUUCUGUUACUACCAAGAGCCUUCUUUAAAAUAUUCUGAAAGUGUUCAAAAUAAUCAUGCAGAAACAUCUUUUUCACCAGAUUAUGCAGCACAGCCAUUGCAACCACCACUUCCUAGCUUAGAAACUAACUUAGCUUUUGAUGACUUUUCAGAAAGCUUUAAAGCAACUUCUGAGAAAGUGGGCAUAGGAAUAUCACAGGGAAAAGCUUCCACUGGGAAAAUAAGUUUGCAAAAUCAGAGAAAGGAUAAAAAGUUAGAGAAGAUUCUAACCCCUGUAGAAAGUGAUGUUCCUGGAGUUGUGAGCAGAAUUAAACGAAAUAUUGUGCCUCCGGGGUGGUAUUCUGUAUAUGUAACACAUAAUUGUGAUGUGAAGAAGUCUAAGGCCAAAAAUGUUACUGAGUUUACAGAAAAGAAAGAUGUAGUAAAAAACACUCAUAUUGAAAGCUCACAUAAUGUAGCGCUAAACAAAAUGGCAUUGAGUUCUAAUUUACAAGUUGUUGUGGAGAGAUUGGAAGACAAAGUAAAUAUGGGCAAAAAGUCUUGGAAUAUUCAUUCAUUACCACAAGUUUAUAAAACAUCCAAGAAAUUGGCAGAAGUUGAUGAUAAAGAUCAAAAUCCUAAUAGAAAUACAAAUCUUACUGUGGCUAGAAUGACAUUCAAAGAGCAGAGAUCAAAAUCCGUGUCAGUAUCCAGCAACAUCAAGAGCAGUCAUACACCUUCAAUCGAUUUUAAUAACGAAAGAAUUGACGAUAUAAAAAAGUCAUCUAUUUUAGAUAAAGAUAGCUUACUUCCUUGUGUGAGAAAUACACCGACCAAAUGUGGUGCCAGUGUAAGCUCUUUUUCCAGUUAUUCUAGUCCUGUCAAACUCAUGUUCUUAUCUGAAGUUAAAAGCAAUGAGGGAAUCAAAUAUACCUUAACUUCAGUUAGUACUUCUGAAUCAAAUAUUGAUUUUCAUUCUGAAAAACAUUCACCCCAUCAUGUAAUCAAAAAAGAAGAGGAAAUGAAUGAAGAUAUUUUAAAUGCUAACGUGAAGAAUUGCAGUUCUAACCUUAGUGUCACUCUUCAAAGAGGACACAGUCUGAACAGUACAGAACAAACUGUAGAAUCCUCUGAAAUGUUUAUAGAUAAGAAUAGUAAUAAGCCACAAGAAGAACCUAAGGAGAAUUCAAACAGUGCUACUGAUUCGUCUUUUAAAAGAAAACCAGGUAGACCUAAAAAAUUGGGUCCCAAGGUCAUGAACCCAUUUAAGAGACCAGUUGGAAGACCACCAAAACUUCAACCUGAUCAAAGAGACAUUACCAUCUGCCAAAAUGAGUCUAUAAAUGCUGGCCAGAAAAGUCCCGAAUGUCUUAUAUCCAAAGUAGAAGAAAGUAUUUAUAAAAAGAGUAUUACAGUAACUGUUAUGUAUGGGAGAUCAAGAAGAACAAAACGGCAGGUUUCAGAAGGAAAUGUUACCAUGAGCAAGGUAAUGUCUUUAAACAAUAAUGCCGGAUUUCUAACUGAAUACAGUAGCUGCAGAAAUAUUAGAGAAUAUAAAUUUGACUCAGGUGAAAGAAUCAGUGCUAUUUCAGGUUUGUCUCCUGACUGUGAGGUCCUGGGAUCUGACUCUGACUCCACUGGCCCUGCUGAGAACACAUCUUUAGUAUCUCAGCCCUCCAAGAAAGUCAUUUGGCCAAAUCAGAAGCCUUUGGCCAUAAUUAGGAAGCCUGGAAGACCUGCAAAAGUCAAAAUUUCUGGCAUAUCUGUGACUAUUAAUAGAACUUCACCUCAGAAAAGAGAAGUAACUAUUAACAGCUGCUUACCUCCCUAUCAACAAGAUAAUACAUUAGAAAAAAAAUUUGAAGAAAAGUAUGAUCAUGAGCAGUGCCAUAAGAUGGAAAUAAGACACACUGAAGCUGAAAUAUUUAAGAAUGCUCCAAAAAGUAUGGUUGCUACUAGGCUUUUGAGACAUUCUAAGAGGGGUAGAAAGCCAUCUCUGCAUUUCUUACAUUCAUUAACAUUGUCUAACUCACUUAAAUAUAGAAAUAAUCUGCUCCAUAAGUCAUACAAACUUCAUGUGCAGAAAGGCACAAGUCAGAGAGAUAAACAUAGGCAGUUAAGGAUAAAAACAGUUCCCAAAGUUUCUCCAGGAGCUAGAAAUUCAAGAAAGAGAAAAAGGUGUUUGGAAAAUAACUGGGAAAUACCCAGUUCUAAAGUCUCCUUGGACUCUGUAAUGUCAUCAAAUCCUUUGCUCAGGUGGUGGGCCACUUCUACUUCAAAUGAUUCUUUAUUAGAGGAGUUAAAUCAUAGAUUUGAACAGAUAACGAGUGCUUGGGUACAAGUUAGUAGGGAUGAAGCUAAAAAUUGUUUUUAUGAAAAAAGAGAACAUACUGAAAAGGAUAAUCUCACAAUAGCUAACGCUUUGGAAACCUGUCCCUUAGGACUUGAAACUUCCCCUGUAAAAAUGCUUUUUCAGAAAAAGUAUGAUUUGAGUGAGCUUUGUACCUGGUUUAUGCAAACAACAGAAACACAAUCUCUCUCACUAGUUAGAAAAGCAAAUGCUAGAAAUCCUUUGGAAGUAAUAAGUACCAGAGGAGUCAAAUUAGGGACCAAAUAUUCUGAUUUUAAUACUAGCCCCUUCAAAAAGCACUUAAAGAAAUUUGCACUAUCUUCCCCUUCAAAAUCAUCAGGGAAGUUGCAUGUACUUCAUAAGAUGGCUAGCUCUCCACUCUUAAGUGUGAAAAGUAAUUUAACACUACCUAGAUAUCAAAGGACUGGGUUGAAGAGGUUAACCCAUGAAAAGGGAAGAAGAGUGGGAGAGUUUAGGCAUGGCACCACUGAUUGGAUCUCUAAAAGGAGGAACUUAAGAUUUUUCUGCCAGAACAAAAUUUUAACUAAGACUGGGGAGCCAACAGAAGCUGACAUCCCAUUCCAAGGAAAAGGUACAGGCAGUAAUUCAUUUAGUUUGCCCCCUGAGAUCAGGGGUGACUUUUUGCAGCCGAGGUUGGCAGUGUCUGACCUCAAAACACAUGCUAGCUUAGAAAAUAAAGUUGAGUCAAAAGCAAAGGAGAAUGGAACAAAUGCCAAUGGAAAAGAUUUUGAAAAGGGGUCCAAACUAGGAAGUGCAUGUCCAAAUAAUUGGAGGUCAAAAACCUUAAAAGAUUGUAAAAUCUUUUUGAGGAAGAUCAACUAUCUUGAACACAGAAAUACUUUUAAGCUUAAUACGGUUGUUUACUCUCCCGAAUCUCCUGGCAGUGGGAGUAGUCAUCAGCCUGAUGUAGAAGCAUCAAAAUGCUUUACCUUAAGAUCCCAGGCUGGUAGGCAGAGUUCUCUUAAAAGAACGUCUAAAGAAAUUAAAAAUACUAGUGCAAGUAGUCCUUCAACCAGUAAAUGUAUUGAUCAACUUGAAAAUAAUAAAUCAAAUAAGGGUGCUGACUCUGACAACAGCCCUUCCGCUAGUUCUGAAACGCUUAGCAAAUUGAACCAAAGAAAAAGGCCACCAUGGAAGACCUCAGAAAUGCCAACAAAAAGACAUAAACGGCAGUCUUGCAACAGUGGACAAAGGGCAAAUUAUUAUUCAAAAUCCCAGCUAGGUAAGUUUUUCUCUACAUAAUCUUAAAGUUUCAUUGUAGGUGCCAUGAAUACAGUAUGAGAAAAUUUUUUUGUUGUUUUGUUCUGCUUAAAACUGAUGAAUUCAAUUUUCAUUUAAUUCCAGAUUCUUUGAACAAACUUAUUUCUUGGCACCUAGUAUGAAACUCAUUAAAUUAGAGGCUGCUUAACAUACCAGUGCACUUCCCCACAACUUAAUGUC
Sorex fumeus (smoky shrew) is the source of this 5925-nucleotide messenger RNA. RefSeq names its product ligand dependent nuclear receptor corepressor like (gene LCORL). The record is from RefSeq and is a predicted model, not a curated record. Gene Ontology annotation, molecular function: DNA binding. NCBI's taxonomy places the organism in Eukaryota, Metazoa, Chordata, Mammalia, Eulipotyphla, Soricidae. Bases 136 to 5727 code for a protein of 1863 amino acids. Gene Ontology annotation, biological process: regulation of transcription by RNA polymerase II. Gene Ontology annotation, cellular component: nucleus. The transcript is spliced from 7 exons.